AUCUCACUUGCUAAUUGUCCGCGGGUUCCGAGCCAGCCUGCAAAAGGGCUCGCGUCAACUCUCCCGUUAAUUCAGCUAUUUUUUAUUCAAUUGCGCGCAACAAACUUCAAGAUGGCGACCGAAUCUUCUCUUUCGCUCUUCGACAAAUUUCCCGUUCCCACCCUCGACCGGCCAUUCGGCAUUCACUUAUGGCCCUACUUCAGCAAGGGCUUCGAGUAUGUCGUCGGCUAUCCCGCUGAGGACUUCAGGUUCAUCCCUGGGACUACCCCAAUGUCGACCCUGAAGGAGACGGGCCUCUUUGUCAUUCUCUAUUAUACCAUCAUCUUCGGCGGUCGCGAGAUUAUGCGCAACCGCGAACCGUUCAAAUUGCGGUCCCUCUUCCUGAUCCACAACUUCUACUUGACUGCCAUUAGCGGCAUCUUGUUGGUCCUCUUCAUCGAGCAACUCCUAGGGACGGUGGUCCGACGGGGCAUCUUCUACGCCAUCUGCGACACCGGGGGCGGAUGGACUCAACCCCUGGUUGUCCUGUACUACCUGAACUACCUGACCAAGUACCUCGAGUUGCUAGACACAUGCUUCCUGUUCCUCAAGAAGAAGCCCCUGACCUUCCUCCACUGCUAUCACCACGGGGCGACUGCCGUUCUCUGUUACACCCAGCUGAUUGGUUCGACCGCCGUCUCUUGGGUUCCUAUCACCCUUAACUUGACAGUGCACGUGGUCAUGUACUGGUACUACUUCCAGAGCGCUCGUGGCAUCCGCAUCUGGUGGAAGGAGUGGAUUACCCGUCUUCAGAUCAUCCAGUUUGUCAUUGAUCUUGGUUUCGUCUACUUCGCUUCUUGGACAUACUUCACCUCGACUUAUUUCCAGUGGCUGCCCAGUGCUGGCGAGUGUGCCGGAGAGGAGUUCGCGGCCUUCGCCGGCAUCGGCAUUCUCAGCUCAUAUCUGCUCCUCUUCAUCUCCUUCUAUUUGGCUACAUAUCGCAAGGAUGGAAAGCGACCCAGCGGGCGAAAAGCCACUCGGCGGAUGAGCCAGGCCCCGCUUCCCGACCCGCACGAUAUCAUCUACCGCAAGUCGGCGAACAGCGGGGCCAAGUCGACCAGUAUGAAGCCCGAUGGCUCCGCUCCCCGCUCGCGCAAGGCCUAGGUCGGACAUUGUUGGAAAAUCCGGUCCCUCGAGUGUCGAGCUUUAGCUAUCUAUCACAUUGUGCCUUCCUGGGCCGUCACCUCGACUGGAUACGAACUCGUGACAGCAAACCUUUGGAAGGGAAGGGGGCCACCUGGCGCUUCAACACGCAUGGCCACCUCGUCCACUGAGAGCUCCUUGAUCUUUCCUCCUUGCGACUAGAGGGAGAAAGACUUUCGAUACGGUAUUACUUGC
This is a messenger RNA of Phialemonium atrogriseum, 1377 nucleotides long. Its product is annotated as putative elongation of fatty acids protein. Lineage: Eukaryota; Fungi; Ascomycota; Sordariomycetes; Cephalothecales; Cephalothecaceae. Bases 112 to 1143 code for a protein of 343 amino acids. Gene Ontology annotation, cellular component: endoplasmic reticulum membrane. Gene Ontology annotation, biological process: sphingolipid biosynthetic process; fatty acid elongation, monounsaturated fatty acid; fatty acid elongation, polyunsaturated fatty acid. The record is from RefSeq and is a predicted model, not a curated record. The transcript is spliced from 5 exons. Gene Ontology annotation, molecular function: fatty acid elongase activity.